GCCUCGCACUUGGUUCCAGGCGAAGCCGUGGCGUACUGGUCGGGACAUUCGGCGAGACAUGUCCUGCCGUCACUUGCUGCAGCGAUUGGCGUCCCGGACGAGAAGAUUAACUUUUUGGGGCGUUGGGCGGCCGCCAAAUCUGCAUCCUCAACCUAUGUACAGACAAGCAGGCAAGUGAUCCAUCAGGUCCAGUCCGCGAUUUGUACUUCGCUGCUGGAGGGCGUGCCGAAACCGGGCUAUAUCGAGGAAGAGCUGCUUCAGGACCUCAAUGAAUUUGGUGUGGCCCGCGGCCUUACAAAUGGUCUCCUUAUUAAGGCCCAUACAGUUUUGGAGUGGGAUCGGGAGAGCCAGACUUGGUCAUUGGGCGGGAAAUUCCCCGCAAUCAGCGUCGAAGCUGCUUCAUUAGAUAGGGCAUUAGCCGAGGCACGAAUCACUGAGGCGCCACAUGAGGCAGAGCCAGUGCCCGAUGCACCUUUCUUCGUCACAGUCAGCCGGAGUGGGUUCAGACGUCUUCAUGUUAGCAAAACCUGCGCAGUUCGUCAGGAGCGUUGCCUUGAGUGGACAUCUUUGCAGCAGGUCACAGCUGAGUGCGCAGAUGCAGUGUGCAAGUUGCGCAAACCUAGGCUGGACUCGCUUGAAGACAUUUCUAGAAUUGCCGGUUGGCAGAUUCAUUUGGGAACAGCCGAGUCAGAGUGGCUGCCCUGGCUAGGCUCCAGGAUGGAACUGCCUGACGGAGUCACAGAAGAUGCCGCGGUGCUCUACCUGUCUUCUAAGGUGAUUUUUUUUGCACUCGAUGGGGCAGCCGAUCUUCCCAGUCGGGCCGCAGUUGCCGCUAUCAUCAGUGCAUGGGAGUCCUGCCAGCACUUUGCAGUCAAGGAGGCCGAAUUGAAAGCAGCAGCAAAGGUCCUUGGGGUCACGCGCCCAGUGACACAAACUGAUCGCAUGGCGAUGAAGGUCUCAUACGAGAAGACGUAUGGCACUAUCGAGGACUCCGUUGAACCUUCGGAUGACUAUCUAUCGAGCAAACUCGAAGAGCUCGAGUCUCACGAGCCUUGCGCAUCACAGCUAUCAGAGGUGACCAGUAAGAAGAACGCCGGCACGAUGGGCAUUCAAACUUCCGUGGACACAUCCGGCCACGUUCGCAUAGUCAAAAGCAAGCAGAAAGACAACUUCGUCAAGAAUCGUGAAAUGCUGCGCGACAUGACCCCAAGAGUUUGGGAGGGCUACACCAAUUUCCUUCUGGGCGAGCGCUGCUUCCUCAUGAAGAUCCACGGGGGCGGAGUCAAAGGCAUGGAGGGCUCCAUGCUUCGGCCACCAUGGCACAUUCUUCUCAGUUUCGAGUACGAGCUACGGAAGGAGGCCAUCAAGAAGGCCCAUCAUGAUAACCGCCCACUCAAGGACACCCUUGCAGAGGUCGUCAAGGACCCAGAGCUCAAAGAACGAUUUUUCACAAAAUGUUGGAGAGCGGGCCAGGCCAAGGGCAAGCCGUCCAAAGGCAAGAGCGACAAGGCAGGCAAGAGUAACAAUGGCCUCGUGGACCGCACGCCGGAUGGCCGCGAAAUUUGCUUUGCAUUCAAUGCGCAGGGCUGCGAUGGCACUUGCGGCAGAAUCCACAUUUGCAGAGUGCGCGGCUGCGGUGAGGCACACGCAAUGUGGGAGCAUUUCCGACGGCUCUCGCUCAAGGGCAAGCCAGACAAUGCCACUGCGGCAAACUGA
Messenger RNA from Symbiodinium pilosum, 1716 nucleotides. The record is from the annotation of a GenBank genome assembly. NCBI's taxonomy places the organism in Eukaryota, Dinophyceae, Suessiales, Symbiodiniaceae.